CUACUUAAAAAAUGAGUAGUGCAUGUACAGUCUGUCAGGAAUAUUCCUCUGCCACUCCUCAGAUUCCUCUAUCCCCACGGUUUUAGCGACGAUCGCACGACUGUACAUGAAUUGAGCUGAACCGACGGCACUGCACGUUUCCGCCUUCCCCACAUCUCUCCUCCCCCAAUCCCCGCCGCAAUCUCCAACCGCCCAACACGCCACCACAACAUCCUCCCCUCUGUGACGCCGCCCGCCGGUUCACUGACACCCCGCCACCACCACCCCCUCCCCUCCCCUCUGCGCGGCCUACACAGUUCCGUCCUUCCUCGUGUUCGUCGCUAAAACCCGUCGAACCGUCGCUCAUCUUGACACCCUUCCUCCCGUCGCGUCCUCCACCGCCGCCACCUCGCGGGCCGGUGCCCGAGCGUCUCACCGUCGGCGGUGCCCCGAAUCCAGAAGGACUCCCCUUCCUCCCGCCGCGUCCUCCACUGUCGCCGCCUCGCUGUCCAGCUCCCGAGUGUCCCACCGUCGGCGGCGCCCCGAAUCCAGAAGGACUCUCCGGGUCCGAUCGCGCAAGAACGCCUCCGCCACCGACAUACGCGCCGCUGACAUCGCGCAGAAGUGGCAACCGGACCGGCAGAAGUGGUUCUGAUCUCUUGCCGCGUUCUGAUCUCUUGCCACGUGCGCGCGCAGAAGUGGCAACCAGCAGAUCCAGGAGGCGUACUCCGUGAAUUGGAUUGAUGGAAAGAAUGGGGAAUAUGUUGGCCGUAUGGGAUCCAAUGGAGGAUGCAAGACCUGGAGAAGAAUGUUUGAUCAGCCAGGAGUGUCAUUCUCCUGAUGGGCACACACACUUGCAGUUAUGUGGCAUUUUCCUUCUAGAACAAGCUCAAAAUAUUGCGUUGCUUGCUCUUUCCAGCAAUUCAUGGAUCAUAUAUUUUCUGGUUGUUUAUAAUUGUAGUGGCAAGCUGCUACAUAGUUGGACGUUUCUUGAGUCUGAUGUUUGUAUUGGACCCCAGACUAUCACUUUUAUGCACCGGAUCAUCCUUUUUCUCUUCAGUACUCAUUUCAUGCAUGCUUUCUAAUUUAUUUGACAAAAAACCUUGAUUUCUGGAACAAACCUGAUCACAAUUAAAUGCUUUAUGGAUGCUUAUGAGAUGAUGAUGCUGCUGCUGUCUCAUCUUCUUUGUAGCUCAUUUCUUCCUCCCUUUUGUAGUCAUGGAAAUAAAAAACACAAUAUUAGUGUUGUUGGCCGGAAAGGAGCAUUUCCUAGCCAUGUCAAUGCAAAGAAAACAUUAGUGUUCUUGCUUACUGAUAGAAAUACAUAUAUACAAGAGUAAUCAUUAACAGGCUCAUGAAUGUAAGGAAGAGAAAGGUUCAUUGGUACAUAAGUUGAAAUAUGACUAAUUUCGAUGCUUUUAUUUAGCAACCUGAUUUGGAUACUUUAUACAUCUGAAUACCUAAUAUUUUCGUUUUUAGAUCUGAAUACCUAAUAUUUUCAUUUUUAAAUUUACUCCGUUUCACAGGGAAACUUCAGCAUUCAACUGUUUUCCUGUUUUAGAGCAAAAAAUACAGAUCAAGCACUCACUCACUGUGAUAUAUCGUAUCUGAACAAUUUUGAUAGUGGCUCCAUCGAGUGUAUAACUCCCUGGGGAAAUUGCAUAAUGAAUUUAUUAAUUACAGAGCUUCCUUGUGGUAGUCACAGUACUCAUUUCAUGGCAGUACUCAUUUCAUGCAUGCUUUCUAAUUUAUUUGACAAAAAAACCUUGAUUUCUGGAACAAACCUGAUCACAAUUAAAUGCUUUAUGGGUGCUUAUGAGAUGAUGCUGCUGCUGCUGUCUCAUCUCUGUGCAACCUGAUUUGGAUACUUUAUACAUCUGAAUACCUAAUAUUUUCGUUUUUACAUCUGAAUAACUAAUAUUUUCGUUUUUAAAUUUACUCCGUUUCACAGGGAAACUUCAGCAUUCAACUGUUUUCCUGUUUUAGAGCAAAAAAUACAGAUCAAGCACUCACUCACUGUGAUAUAUCGUAUCUGAACAAUUUUGAUAGUGGCUCCAUCGAGUGUAUAACUCCCUGGGGAAAUUGCAUAAUGAAAUUAUUAAUUACAGAGCUUCCUUGUGGUAGUCAUGGCUGUAUGCUGCUGCUUAAGCUCAAAACCUUACUGAACAUCUGUGCUUGUAGAAGGGUACCAAGGUUGCACAGAUUAUGAAAUUGGGGAUGUGCCAAGGAUUGUAGUGGAUACAUCUGAUCCAACGGUGGAUGCGUAGGUGAUCGCUGCGAAGGUUGUUGGUUUCGUUAGGUCUCAUCUUGUUUGUAGCCCAUUGAAUUGUAGCCAAUAGGUUCAUGGGAUUUUAGCAGUUCCAGGCUGGCCUAACUUACCGGGAUCCAUGUGAUUCCAUCAUGUUUUAAUGUUCAGUUCCGUAAUGCUCUGACCUCAUGCUUGUAGCCAAUUGAAUUGUAGAGGUUGUUGGUUUCGUUAGGUCUCAUCUUGCUUGCAGCCCAUUGAAUUGUAGCCAAUAGGUUCAUGAGAUUUUAGCGGUUCCAGGCUGGCCAAACUUACCGGGAUGCCAUCACUCCUUACCAAAGCAAGAGCAUCUUGGUUUCAGAAACUUUGUUGACUGAGUGUAUAAUCACUGGUAGUCUGUCUCGCAGAUGUCGUCUUCGAAGAAGUCCGGGGGCCGCACACCACUCGGAAACAUAACCAACACUACCGGCAUAAGUAUUGCAAAACUACUUCUGCCUACUUCGAGUUCAUUAUCUAUAUAAAUGUAACAUUGGAUGCUUCGCAACUAAAUACAUGUUGAACCUUUUCAGAUUGGGUUACCAAUAGCAAUGUUGACCCACCAAAGACAUCCAGUUCACUGACACACCCUGAAGAUCCUAAAGAACGCAAGAGGCAACAGGAGAGGGAACGGUAUGCGCUAAAAAGGGAUGAAAUUCUAAAGAAGCAACAUGAAGCAUAUCAUCAUAAGAAAGCGCAAGCCCAUUUGAAAGGCGCUGAACAGCAUCAAACUCAGACAAAUGCCAGACGAGCCAGUAUUAGCAUGCCAUAUGAGCCAAUACAGCUACGAUGUAACCCUGAUAGCAUCAAGACUGUAACCAUUGAUGAUUGUGCCACUCACACUCCACCACCUAAUAAUCUGACGGGAGAGUUAACAAUUGAGCAAAUUGAAGCUAAACGAGUGAGAGAAUGUGCACGAUAUGCAAAUCUGACACCUGAACAAAAGCAAGCGAUACGUGAUCGUCGAAAGGUCUCCGAGGUAUUGCGGCGCAACACCCUAAGUGAGGAGCAGAUCGAAGCAAGUCGUGAACGUCGGAGGGUGCAUAAUAUGACACCCGAGGAGAAGCAGGCAAAGAGAGAUCGCGAAAAAGCAAGAAGAGAGUUGCGGCGCAACACUUUGAGCCAAGAUUCCAUCGCCAUGCAGAACCCAAUGUAUAUCCCUGAGGUGGUUCACCUUACUACGGAUGCAUCUGAUCCUCAUGGAUCCAGAGUCACAAAUGAUUGAUCAAUUCCUCUGGUUCAACCAACGCCUGUUUACAUCCAGUCAGCUUCAGAUUAGAUGCCAGACAUGGAGAAUGCUAAUCAAAUAAUGCACAGACAAUGUGUUACACCUGGAGAAAGGAUAGCACUGCUAGCCCGUCGUAAUGCGCACUUUGCAAGUAGACGGGACAAGAAAGCUUCUGCCUCAAUAGAAGAAAGUCCAACUAUAACUGUAGAAGAUACCGAUGGUUUAGAUCCUCCACCGCAGUCAGGUGUCAUUAACAAUGAAAAUACCUCUCUAACCCCUCAAACUACCAGCAUCCAGGCGCCAACAACACGUCCACCAGUUAGCGACGAUGGUGAUGAUGAUGGCGUCGUAUUCGAUGAGGACUCUGAAGAGGAUGAGGGCUACAUGUUCGCUGGUCAAGACGGGGAUACCGAUGAUGAGGAUAUCGAAUUCGAUGAAGCUGAAGAUGCCUCGGCUACUACCUCUAGCAUACCUGAUCCGUAUGACCACGUGUAUGACAAUAUACCCCAAGCCACGCACAUGUUGAAGCCUGUUGAAAACUGCAAGCAUUGCAACGCGAAGAAGUUCGAGCAUGAGACAAAUGGGUUCUGCUGCCGUAAUGGAAAGAUUAAACUAUGUACCCCAGAAACACCACCCGAGCUCAUGAGGCUCUAGUCGAGUGCAGACGCUGAUGCUAGGCACUUCCGUGAAAGCAUAAGAUUUUUCAAU
Messenger RNA from Phragmites australis (common reed), 4196 nucleotides. RefSeq lists its product as uncharacterized. The record is from RefSeq and is a predicted model, not a curated record. The coding region runs from base 3540 to 4142 and encodes 200 amino acids. The transcript is spliced from 6 exons. NCBI's taxonomy places the organism in Eukaryota, Viridiplantae, Streptophyta, Magnoliopsida, Poales, Poaceae.